AUGUCUACCAAAGUUGAAGCCAAUAGAACUUUUGGUUCAGAAGGUGUAAUAACAGAUAAUCCUCCACCUGCAUACGCCAGGGGUCCUGUUGGACAGGAAGAGAAAGCAGCAAUCGUCCAAAGUGAUGUACCAGUUAUAGAUGGAAGAGGUGAUCUCAACUUUGCAGAUAUCCUUAAAGGAACAGCUGCGAACCCUCUUAGUACAUUUGAGAAAAAAGCAGCUUUGAUCAAUGCUGAGAUCGAUCAAUUUGGUUUUGGAAGAUACCAAUUUUGUAUUUGGAUGUUAUGUGGUUUUGGUUAUUUCCUUGAUUUAGCUUGGGCUCAAGGUGUCGGUCUUGCUUCGUCUGCCAUCUAUCAAGAGAUGGGCGUUCCACCUGGACAACAAGGUAUCAUCUUCUCUUGUGCCAAUGCUGGUCUUGCUCUUGGAGCUCUUGGUUUCGGUCUCUUGGUCGACAUCAUUGGACGAAAAUGGGCAUUCAACUUGACAUGUCUGAUUUGUUCAGUGUUCGGAUUACUUCUGGCUGCGCCCAAAUACAACUAUGGAGCUAUCUGUGGAAUUUAUUUCUUGGCAUCUAUUGGAUUAGGUGGAAAUAUCCCAAUUGACGCUACCAUCGCAUUGGAAUUCCUACCUCAAAGAAGAAGAUACUUGGUCGCUUUAUUAAGUUUGUGGCAACCUGUCGGAGUGGUCUUUGCAUCCGGAAUAGCAUAUGCCACAGCGGCCAAAUACAGAUGUGCAACUGAUUUGUUAUCAUGUCACGAUCCAACUUUAGCUCCAGGUGCGGCAUGUUGUACCGUAUCAUCCAAUAUGGGUUGGAGAUAUAAUUCAAUCGUGUUAGGUGGUGUCACUUUAGUCAUCUUCUUUGUACGAUAUUUCAUCUUCCCUUUCCACGAAUCACCAAAAUUCUUAUUGGCAAGAGGAAGAGAAGCGGAAGCCAUUGAAAAUUUACAUAAAAUAGCAAAAUUCAAUAGAGCUCCUCCACCCACUUUGACCGUUCAACAUUUCGCUGAAAUCGAUCAAGCUUCUUCAACGUAUUCAACUGAAACUACUGCUGCUCCCAAUGCCAAAGCCGCAAAUGUAGUAAAGAGGUUCUUUAGAAAUUUCAAGAGCUUGAAAGGUCUUUUCUUGAACAAACUUCAACUGUUCAUCUUUUGUUUACUCGCAGUUGCAUACAUGGGAGAUUAUUGGUCAUUCAAUUUGGCUGGAGCUUUCUUACCACUUAUUCUCCUUCGAAACAAUGUCUCAAAUGGUCAAACAACAGUCACAGACACAUACAGAGAAUACGUCUACAUCUAUCUUCCAGGUAUCAUCGGUGCUGUAAUUGCUUUGUUCUCCAUACAACUUCCUCUUGUCGGCAGAAAAUGGUCCCUGGUCUUCUCAGCUAUCUGUCAAGGUUUAGCGAUGGCCAUGUACACACAAGUCAAGACUACAGCUGGAUACGUCGGAUUAAACGCUUUUGAAUAUAUCAUGCAAACUUAUUUCAACGCAGUAUUAUACGCUUCUGCGCCCGAAUUAUUCGAUACAGCCUAUCGAGGAAGUGCUUCAGGAAUGUUAUCUUGUUUAGGUAGAUUAGCAGGUAUCGUCGCUCCCUUCGCAGGUCAGAAGUAUCUCGCUUCAGGAUCUGGAGGUAUCUUGUGGUUGGGUGCAGGUGGAAUUUGGGUAGCUGCAUUGAUGAUGGUGUUUUUACCCGUCGAAAUGAGGGAUAGGCAAAUGUUCUAG
Kwoniella shivajii is the source of this 1716-nucleotide messenger RNA. RefSeq lists its product as uncharacterized. Gene Ontology annotation, cellular component: membrane. Bases 1 to 1716 code for a protein of 571 amino acids. The record is from RefSeq and is a predicted model, not a curated record. Lineage: Eukaryota; Fungi; Basidiomycota; Tremellomycetes; Tremellales; Cryptococcaceae. Gene Ontology annotation, biological process: transmembrane transport. Gene Ontology annotation, molecular function: transmembrane transporter activity. The transcript has 7 exons.